Messenger RNA from Galeopterus variegatus (Sunda flying lemur), 1259 nucleotides. It is a transcript of the gene BPIFC, whose product is annotated as BPI fold containing family C. Gene Ontology annotation, molecular function: lipid binding. The record is from RefSeq and is a predicted model, not a curated record. The coding region runs from base 357 to 1055 and encodes 232 amino acids. Lineage: Eukaryota; Metazoa; Chordata; Mammalia; Dermoptera; Cynocephalidae. The transcript has 11 exons.
AUCAAUGCCUUUUCAUUUCCAAAUACUUCACUAGCCUUUGUGCCUGGAGUGGGAAUCAAAGUGCUGACCAACCACGGUACUGCCAACAUCAGCACAGACUGGGAAAUCAAGUCUCCGCUCUUCUCUGUCCCAUUAUCACCGGUGAGGUUGAAGCACUAAAUGUCAAUCUCAGCACUCUGGAGGUUUUAACCAAGAUUGACAACUACACUCUGCUGGAUUAUUCCCUAAUCAGUUCUCCAGAAAUUACUGAGAACUACCUUGACCUGAAUUUGAAGGGUGUAUUCUACCCACUGGAGAACCUCACUGACCCUCCCUUCCCACCAGCUCUUUUUGUGCUCCCAGAACGCAGUGACUCUAUGCUCUACAUUGGAAUCUCCGAGUAUUUCUUUAAAUCUGCAUCCUUUGCUUAUUUCACAGCGGGGGCUUUCAAUGUCACUCUCUCCACCAAAGAGAUUUCCAAUCAUCUUGUUCAAAAUUCUCAAGGCCUUGGCAAUGUGCUCUCCCGGAUUGCGGAGAUCUAUAUCCUGUCCCAGCCCUUCAUGGUACGGAUUAUGGCCACAAAGCCUCCUGUGAUCACUUUACGACCAGGCAACUUCACCCUGGACAUCCCUGCCUCUGUCAUGAUGCUCACCCAGCCCAAGAAUUCGACUGUUGAAUCCAUUGUUUCCAUGGACUUUGUUGCUAGUACCAGUGUUGGCCUGGUUAUUUUGGGACAAAGACUGAUCUGCUCCUUGUCUCUGAACAGAUUCCGCCUCUCUUUGCCAGAGUCCAAUCGCAGCAAUAUUGAGGUCUUGAGAUUUGAGAAUAUUCUGUCCUCCAUUCUUCACUUUGGAGUCCUCCCACUGGCCAAUGCAAAAUUGCAGCAAGGAUUUUCUCUGCCCAACACACACAAUAUCUCAUUCGUCAAUUCAGACAUUGAAGUUCUUGAGGGUUUCCUUUUGAUUUCUACCGACCUGAAGUAUGAAACAUCCUUAAAGCAACAGCCAAGUUUCCAUGGCUGGGAAGGUCUGAACCUGAUAAGUGGACAUUGGAGGGGGAAGCCAGGGAAGCCUUGAUUGCCUGUUUGCAAUCUACCCUAGGAAGUAAAUGGCCCUUAAUCCCACAGCUACUGGAAACCCAUAGGGGGAAGACAGUGCACACUGGAAUUUUAAAGCCCUUGUGAAUUGCUUAGGCAGAAAGUUUUCUUUCACAAACCUGAAAUGAGGCAGACUGGGAUAAAGGGCUGAGUACGGGUAUGUGCACCUCUGUAUGUGGAGGGG